CCGGCCAAAUCAGUCAAAAUGGUCAACGUUCCGAAAACCCGCCGGACUUACUGCAAGGGCAAGGAGUGCAAGAAGCACACCCAGCACAAGGUCACCCAGUACAAGGCUGGCAAGGCCUCCCUGUUCGCCCAGGGUAAGCGUCGUUAUGAUCGGAAGCAGAGCGGUUACGGUGGUCAGACCAAGCCCGUCUUCCACAAGAAGGCCAAGACCACCAAGAAGAUCGUCCUCCGUCUUGAGUGCACUGCUUGCAAGCAGAAGAAGCAGCUCUCCCUGAAGCGCUGCAAGCACUUCGAGCUUGGUGGAGACAAGAAGACCAAGGGUGCUGCUCUUGUCUUCUAAAUUUGCGAUUUUCUUGUUCGGCUCUGGGUUUCCUGCAUUGCUAAUCCGGCGGUGGCAUAUGACAAUGGCAAUGGAAAAUGAAAUAGGGUCCUCAUAUUCAAAAGAAAAAAAGAAUAUAUGACUCCUAGUUGACGAGUCUCUUGACGAAAUUACCCGUGUUCCUGAUACCGCGUAGCAGCAUUUGUAGAUCUAUGAGAGAACGGUGAUAUGAUAUGGAACGGUUGAUCGCAAACCCGUGCCUCCCAAGCCUUGCAACCACCAACACGAUCUAAUGGAACGAGACUACGGCUUA
This is a messenger RNA of Aspergillus aculeatus ATCC 16872, 631 nucleotides long. Its product is annotated as 60S ribosomal protein eL42. Gene Ontology annotation, cellular component: ribosome; cytosolic large ribosomal subunit. Gene Ontology annotation, biological process: translation. The record is from RefSeq and is a predicted model, not a curated record. The coding region runs from base 19 to 339 and encodes 106 amino acids. The transcript is spliced from 4 exons. Gene Ontology annotation, molecular function: structural constituent of ribosome. NCBI's taxonomy places the organism in Eukaryota, Fungi, Ascomycota, Eurotiomycetes, Eurotiales, Aspergillaceae.